Pocillopora meandrina is the source of this 15948-nucleotide messenger RNA. NCBI's taxonomy places the organism in Eukaryota, Metazoa, Cnidaria, Anthozoa, Scleractinia, Pocilloporidae. The record is from the annotation of a GenBank genome assembly.
AGCCCUCCUGUUCGAGGUCCCUUCUGUGGCUCUUCAUCAUUUCAUUUCCUUUUACUACCAAUGUGAGAGUCUUACUGAGAUCGACUCCUGCCCAAGGGUACUUCUACCAAAGCUGCCUUGUGUCUGCGUCAAAGGUUGGGUUUUAAUCACAUUGUUGUUUAGGAUUUUCAAGGUAGGCGUUCGAAAUUUUCUCUCGCGUUCGCGAUGUCGUCAUUCUUCGAACGAACGAAUUGUUGGUUAUUGCUCAUGUGUUGAGCCAUUUGUUAACAAAUUGUACUUUCCCUGAUUUGUUUCAGCGUCUUUCUGCAGCACCAUUGUGGUCAAGAAUUAGAAGAAAUCUAUGACGAUGAACUGAAGAGCUUAACUAGCAAAUUUAAGGUGAGUAUUUCCAUAUUAUUGUCAUAUGAUCUUUUUAGUUUCGCACUAUCUCAAAAGCCACGUUGCGUAGAGCGCCUGGGUAGUUCUUUCUCACAAACCCCGGCCUUAUGAAUUCCGAUUCACAUCAUUUGCCUGCUCGUUACCUUUUUCACCAGAAGCAUCUUUCAUGUUGUCGAUCAAUUCAGUGAGAGACUUUCGCGAAAGUACCGGUACGAUAGCCUUGAAUGAAGAAGUUUUUGUCUAGGCCCUUCAUGUUUCGAUGUCAUAGUAUGAAGCAGUGAAAAGUUAUCAGUGCAGUGAAUCAGGACUUUGCGAAAGUCAAACACCAGACUCUGAUAUAUUCCGAUUAACUACAAAGUCAUGUCAACAUGCGAAUUUUAUUUGUAAUAAAUAUCCUUUACGACACGUGUUUUUUCCGAGCACAUUGCUCGAUCGUUGAAAGCAAAUUACAAUAUGAAAUAUUUCUCUGACUCGAAUAAUUACUCUUUCGGUUUCGUUGCUGAAAUACCCUCACAUGUUUGGAGCCUUUAAACAGCAGAGAUUCUGAUUUUAGGCUGCUCCUCUCGUGGUGUCUUUUCCAGAAUUAGCCACGAUGUCCUUUGGGACUUAAGUUUUAUUCUUCUCGGAAAUAGUAAAUUGUGUGCAUUCUAUUAGAGGUGAUUGUAAUAUAUGAAAUCAUAAAAGGAGUCACUCGACCGGAUUUAUUCGCAAGUUAGACCACAAUUCUGCUAUUGAUGUUGGCGAGUAAGUCUAGUUAUCUGCAGUGGUUUCAGAAGGCUUACGCAAGUGCUUUUCAAGCAUCGUUUCUUUGUUAGGCCUUUGUGUUUCGCAUCGUAAAAUUUCAAUAUAUUAUUAAAUCGGCCGCAUGGCACUGCGCUGUUUUGUUGAUGGGUAGUUACAGGUACUCUUUCUCGAUGUUUCAUCGACUUACGAGACUUUGAUUUGAGGUUUAUAUGGUCUCUUCUGUUGCGGAACGAUUUCAUACUAGGCGACUGUUGUCGAUGUAAUAUGUAAUUUCUGGAGUUUUGCCCUGAGCGUUACCUUCUCCUUAGAAAAUGAAAGUACGGAUAAAUAAAUUAUGAACCAUGUUUUUCCUGUGUGAAGGAAGUUGACUAGCUUCCAAAGUGUUACUGUCUGAAAUGUUGUGAAAAAUUCCUUGAAAGAAAUCCAUGAUGGCAUUCUGUUCCACAUCUGUGGCGGAAAAGCUGCCUAAACACCACAGUGAAUGAUGUUUUUGUAAUUCAAUCUCGCAUGGUGUGUUUUUUAAUUUCUCGAUACAUGUAGCUUGUGGAUCUGGCCAUUGUUUUGAAUAGAUUUUAAAAAGCACUAGAACAAUAUCGACCAAUUAAUUUCCCUCAAAAGCAUGCAGUGGCACAACAGUUUUGUGUAAUUGUCAAACGAUGAACGUUGCCGUUUUUCAGUGAGCAGUACGUUCGUGCACAAGGAGGUUUGCACUCGGCUAUUAAACCCAGCCGUGAGGAAAUCCUUUUUGCCCCCCUUGCCAGCCAUCUAUUUUUUCAAUUCAUAAUAAUUUUCCUGCAACUUAAAAAAACAGAGAUUAAGUGUCUUGGUAACGGAGGACGCACAAAGUUUGUUUUUGGAAAAAAACAUCUUUACCACAAGAGACAACUUUUUGCUAAAUUUUAUGCGUGUUGGAAUUUUAUUUUAUUUUUUAAUCACUUAAAUUAUGGUAAUUUUUUUUGCGUCAGCAUGUUACUUUCUUUCCAUAUGGUCAGAGAUAAAAAUUAAUGGACACCAUAAUGCCGAAACGCGUUUUGCAUUUACAAAUAAAGUUCAGUAUUUUCGUGCGACCUUAAAAAUAAAAUCUGUUGAAACAUUGUGCAAACUUGGCUUUCGAAGUUGUUGACAGAGCAAACACAGGUUUUUGAAGUAAAGAAUCUGCUGUGGCACAUAAAUGAAACAUACUGCCUUGAAACAUGAAAUAAAUCAAGCCAAUUUAUCAUUGUGAAAUGACCUGGCCAAUCCAAUCAGAGCUGCAAAAUUAGCCUGAAGUGUACCUGGUUCUAAUUAUUUUUUGUUGAUAAAUGGUAGUUUUGAGAUUAAAUUAUGUUUUGACCACAUUGCUUCGUUUUCAUUUGUUUACAUUCACAAAUGAAAAAUAGCUUAGUAAUUACUUUGCCUGCUGAAAUGUUUGAAUAUGACAGAGUGACUUUCUGUAUGAAGUAAAAAUCUCUGAGAUCAUUUUCAUUCUUAGAGCACACUUUACAUGAACACUAUUUGAAACAAAAAUAAUGCGAAUAGUGGUUCUGAUUUUUUUCAAUUAUUUUUCAUUUCCAACAUGCUGAACUCCAGCUAAAGUAGAAAAUGCUUUCAAUUAAUAGUCAACAGCCUGUGUUUCAUGCUAAUUUGUACCACUUUAUCACAUGAAAACCUCAGGUGACAUUGUAGUGUAGUUUUCACCACAUUGUUGCCAUAGUGAUAAACCACUGUCCAUAAACAGAAGGGGGAUAGGUGCGAGGUAACAGUAUUUUUUAAUCCUUGCACACUAGUUGUGUGAUGGGAAAAAGUAGGACUCUUUUAAGCAUAGAUUUCGAUCUACCUCUCAGAUGACGAUAGCUUUUAUCAGUGAAUCACAUGGGCCAUGAAUCAGAUGAAAAAAUCAAGGAUAUCUCCACUGUCAUCAUUUUAUCUCCUGCUGAUGUGGAAUACACUGUGGGUUUCUCCAGAUUAAAUUUUCCAGACUUGUUUUUUACUAUGGAAAUUAUCACAUGCUUUGCGUGAGAACAGAAUUGACAGAAAUCAUGGUAAAUCAAGUUUUACUUAAUAAAUCAGUUGGAAAUGGCUGAACGUCAGAAUAAACUUAGGUAAACACCUUGUGUUACCUACUCAAGACUCAUGGGAAUGAUUUCAUGGGAUAAAAUCAAUUUCAGUCUGCUUGCACUAAAAGUUUUAAGGACAGAGCUUAUUCUAGUCUCAGAAGCAUGAGCCAACUAAGGGUCAGAAUUCUCUCUUUGCAAAGACUUCUAAUCCUUUGCAAGUUUCCAAUGAUAAUUUGGCAUUGUCAGUGGAGUGACGCAUUGCUUGCCCCUUUAAAUCCUAAGAGCGACUAGCAUCUGAUUUCUCCUUACAGUAAUGCAGCUGAAUCAUUUUUAAGAUCAUUAGAAUAAAGGAAAUGAUUGGCACACUAAUGAGCUCCGAUUGUGAAACGAAUUCUCCUUGUCAGUACCCCAGGAAAUGUAUAGAGAACAGUAUGGAGAAUAUGCACACUGACGUUAAGUUAGGGUUUAACUACCUCACUAGAUAGUCUCCAUAUUCCUCAACCUAUUCCUGACAUGUCUUAAUUUUCAUGUAGACUCAGUCUGUUCUGGUUCGCACAAACAUUCUUCAAGAAAGGGGUUCUGUUUUUUUUUUUCUAGAUCUCCUUUCUGCUUACAACACCUGAAGCAUCAAACUCUCUCUCAAACUCCCCCCUUACAAUGAAUCCUCUCUGACUCCUUCCCUUUCUGCACUGAACACAACUUUAUCCCACUAACUUUUAUCCCAAACCCUCCCCCCCUCCCUUUGACACCUCAGCCAGAACCUCUGCAGACUGAUAUGCAAUAUUCUGUUUCUGUUGAUCAAUUCAUAAGGUACAUGAAAAAAUUACUUAGUUCUGAUUGGUUAAGAUAAAUGCAGUUUUCAGGCAAUUCAAUGCAGAAGGUGGUUAGUUCAGUGCAAAGAAAUAAACCAGACUGAACAAUUCCGUGAACUGUUUAGCCAGACUUUGAACCUUUUUGCUCCUUUAAUGUGUGAAAAUAUUAUUGUAUAUUAUUGUUUUGACUGUACACAGUUGUUUUGACCAAAUGUACAAUGUCACUUGCAGGUUUGAAUAAAUUAUCACACUAAAUGCGCGCGCUUUGCUUCUGCAUAAUUAUGAUAAUUUAGCUAUCUAUCUAUUUUUCUCAUACAAUUUGGAGUAAACAAGCACUUGUAAAUUUUUUCAAAGACCACAAAUUGCACACGCCUUACGGGCUCAUGCAAUUUUGUCAGUCUUUGAAAAAAUGUACUUGUGCUUAUUUAUUCCAAAUUGCAUUCAAAAUUAUGUGAUUAUUUAUACUAAUAACAUCUAAAGCAGAUACUGAAUAAAAACAAGGACAGUCAUGCAUUGUAUGUAUUGGGUGAGUGUAGCCAUGUUGCUGCUCACUUAGGAGGGCAAAUAACUUGAUUUAAAAAUGGAUGUGACAAUUUGAGUCGCUCCAGUAUAAAGAAUCUGAAUUUGCGAUAAGAAGUGUUAUGUCGGAACCCCACAAAAUUGUUGAAAAAUUGGUUAGACCUUGGGCAAUCAAAGGUCAGUUUGUGCAAUAAAGUUGCCACUAAUGUUUUAAAAUGGAACAACAUAAACAUAAGCCUCAGGAAUACUCGUGCUCUUCUUUAUUUAAUGAGAAGUCUUUUAUUUGUAAAGCUAAAUUACAUAUUCUUGUUAAUGAAAAAUCCAUUGUAUAAAUUUUUUUGAAAUCUGUCAUUGAAAGCGUUAGAAUUAGUACUGUAGUCAUAGUGUUUUCAAAGAAGACUCUACAAAACUGUCAAUCAUCAUGAGUUCACGUCUUAAUUACCAAACAUGGUAAUGGUCAUGUGAAUUUACUUUAAAAAUAACCUUGCCAAGGCGGGCAAAAAAAGUGGGAGUGAUAUUUGAAUUUAUGUAUCGCAGCAAAACAAAUAUCAAAAAAUUGAGCAAGGAAAAAUUACUUCUGACAGGGAAUCUAUGUUGUGAUUAGAUGCAGGUUUUGCCCUGACAGAACCUUCUGAUGGUUCUAAAAUGAUUGCCUGUUUCUAUUUCAAGGUAUUUGAUAUCUUCUGAUAGAAGGCUUUCAUCAUGUGACAAGCACUUGUGACACUCAGAGCUACGCUGAACUGUAUCUAAGGGCUGCAUGACAGUCCUUUACAGAAUUUCACUCCUAACAUUGCACAGUGAUGCAUAUGGAUUCUUGUAAAAUAAUUUCACAUAGAAAUCCUCAUUUAAGUCACACUUUGUAACGCGAAAGUGCUUUUUUUUUAAACAAGCAUUUACACAGUAACAAAGGUUUGUUUUCUGAGCAUAUGGAGUGAGAGACUCAAAACACUUGGCUGACAAUAACUCUUCACAUGACUCUGGUGAUGACUUCUACUAAUGUUAUCAAAAUGUCAGACACUGCUAAUGACAAUAGUUCUUCUCAGGGCUAUUCUCACCUGGAAGAUCAUAAUAUUCUAUGAUCACAUGGAUCAAAUGUUGCUUCUUGGUUUGAACCAUUUAUGGAGUUGGGGAUUAUAAAAACAUCAGAGAUGCUAUGAAAAAAUGUUUAUUUUUUUGGAACUUUUGGCUUCCAUUGAGUGAGACACAAGAAGAAAUUAUUUGUUGAAACAAACCAAAAGAUCUAACCAUUUGAUCUACUGUGGCUGCUUCCACAAAUUAAUUUGCUUGGAUUAAAUUCUCAACAGAAGUUGCCAAAAGGAUUUAGAGAUUAACUGGAGUGGUCUGUGUUGUCUAAAUCUGGUAUGCAUCAGUCAUAUCUCUGUUUAGUCAAAUUAAAAGAAAAAUUUGUCAAGAUUCUUCUAGAAGAAUUCCAGUGAGUUCAAAACAAGAACAUGGAAAUUUUUGUGAAAUAUUCUUUUAUGAAAUAGAUGGUAUGAUAAUGAAAACAUUGUUUAAUGAUAAACAAAAUGCUUGAAUGCACAGUCAACGCCCAGAUAAAGAAGCUUAUUAUAUAGAGAGAGAGAGAAAAAGAGAGAGAGAGAGAUGUUUUCAGAGUAGAUCCAAAGAGGCAUCGGUAAGCAAACAAACAUUUUAAGCAGCAGAGUCAUCUGCUUAUGGCACUAGAGGUGAAUUGGAAGACUUGACAAAUUGUUGAGAAAUGUUUGUUUAGCUAAAUAUCAAAUUUUCUUUGGAAUCCAGCCAUGCUGAAUUAUUUGACCUUCACUAACAGCAGUUCUAGAACAUGCUAUGCCAUUUGAAAAUUAAUUAGCGCAAAAAGGACUAAUAUUGCAGACAUGCAAAUGCAUUUUCCUCAUAACAUUGGAUUUUGUAUUACUAAAUGUGUUGCAUUUUUUGAUGUUUAUUUAAUUUAAUUUGUUAAGCUGCAUCUGUUUGGAAAUUGCAUGAUAUUUUGGAUGUGAAAUUCUAUCUUAUCUUAUUAGCAAGACCAAAUCAGCUAAGAAUUGGCUUUUGAAGCCCAUAUCAAUUUCAAUACUGUCUUACGAGCUAAAUUGUGUUUGCAGAUGUCUGUCAGUUGUCUGUUCUUUUUACACAAGAAGUCAAGUUGUUAUCAGUCAUGGCCAAUUUUUAGUAUAUUUCCUUUAUUAAACUUCUUAACUUAGCUUUAAUUCAGACUUAUACAAUUAUAUACAAGCAAACACAUUUCCUGGACACUAUGAUUGUCAAGGGAGGCUGUUUUUUAGAUUACAGCACUUAACUGAAUUAUUCAAAUGUAUGCAACAGUAGGCUAUGAUAUAUCAUGCAAUGAGCAAAAGACCUACAAUGUGUCACCUAUGAGAUAAAACUGAGAAAAAAGAACAGUUUCAUUUUGAUGAUAACAGUACUCUGUUGUUGAUCCCUUUCAAUCCCAGAAGAUGAAUUUUAAAACCAGUUUGUGUACAAGGAACAUGACACACAGACCACCUAUAAUCCAUCAUAGGUUGGCAGAAUCUCCAUCUUUUCCUGGAGAUUUAUUCAUUACACUGUGCAAUUAAUACAACAAGACCACACACACAGUUUUCUGAAAAAGCUAUUUUUUGACCUUCUGGUUCAACCUUUCUAUUUUUUUUACCAGCUAGGAUUGGUCAAAAUAAGGUUUUAAUAACUCCUCAAAGUGUGGUCUCCUACUGAGUUAUUUUUCACAUUCAUCAGAACAUAAAUUUAAUAUCUAGAUACACAAUUGUUGUUGUUUUUUUUUCUGUUUUAUAAUUUUUUUGUGAGAAAAAUGUUGCUAGACAAGGUUCUUCAAAUGUUUUUUUUUUCAAUUAAUUCUUCCUUUUAUUUCUCUGGCCUAUUUUCAGGGAACAAUAUUUUAUGAUCUAGUUGUAGGUAUCAUGAACAGUUUUUGAUUAGCUUUUUGACAAUUAAAAUGCAAAUUCUUGCCUGUUCAUUUUCAGAAUUUGCCAGAUGUUUCUUUCCUCAAAUUUGCAAUUCAAACCUCGUCUUUAUUUGCAUCAUAGUAAUUGCUUUUAGUUUUGCUAUCAGAGAGAACUUUGGGGCUAAAUUCCCUUCAACAUGCCCUCAAGAUCAAUCAGGGAAAUAAAAUAUUGUUUGUUUUUAAAACAGAACAGUUUUGCAUCAGCUGUGGCUGAUAACUUUUUUUGCCCUCUAUUCAUAGAGUAGGAAGUUAUUUUGUGGUUGCCAAGUGACAGUAAGGUUUGUUUGCAUUGCACUUACUAAAUCCUGUCUGUUUCUCCAACUCCCUUUGUCUCAAAUUACUCUAACUGGAUAAAUUUACAUGUUUUGAACAAGUAGAUGAAUAAAUAUCAGAUAAUUUCUAUCAUAAAAUGAGAGCUGCUGCUGUUUUUUGACGCAAACUACCCUCAUCUUGUUUAGUGGUUAGUUGUUUGAAUUUGCAAAGAUAAUUGAAAAACGUAGUAGAUUCUGCUUUAUCUACAAAACACUUUCUCACAAACAGAAGAGGUCUUGUUAUUUGUUCACAAUGAUGUUUUGCUUAAUUUGUCUUUAACAGGUUUGUUUUAAGAAUCAGUUGGCUGCCUUAUUGUGAAUUUUCAGAAGUGAAGCAUAUUCUAGGCCAAUCCUAUGCAGUAAUAUUGAUACAGCAAUGUCAAGAAACAUUGAAAUUAUAACAAUUUUCUAAUAAGAGGUAGAGAGUGCAAAUUAGUUAUUAAUAAAUUGUGCCUACAGUUUAAUUUAGGAAGAGAAUCAGACAGUACCUAACAGUGAACAGUGUUCUAUUUUUUUAGACGGUAACUUAUAAUUUACUGCUUCUAGUACCUAAAAUUUCAUGGACUUUUUGGAAAUUCAUCAGGUACAAGGUCACUUGUGCUACUGGUUAGAAAAUAUCUCACUGGUGGAAGGAAAAACUGCAAAAAAAAUACAGAACAAUUCAGUAGUAAUACUGUGAGAAGAAAUUCGAUGGUGGUUACUCGUAGGGUUUGAAGGGUUAAUUCUCAUAAUGCCUGGCUCAUAGAAAAAGUUAACAAUAAUUUUGGUUUAACUUGCUUCUAAUUAUUCUAUCUUUUUCCUUGGGAUGGUUGCUGUUUACAGAUUUAAAAUGCCACCAAUACGUAAAUCAGAGCUGGAUAAGCACGAGAGUCAAUCGCGUCCAUAUCUGAGUAAAUCUGCGGGAGGAUCAAGCUUCAGAACAUCAUUCGAUGAAAGUACCAGAAUCAACUUGAGUAGCAGUUGUUUUAGUGCAAUCAGAACAGAAAAGGGAGACCCUGAUGAUGACUUAACAAGCCUUAACUGGCUGCAAAACAAUGACAUUUUGAAAGGCUUUGAAGUCUCAGCGACCGUGCCGCCUAUGUCCCCUCCCAGGGACAGUAAUGGUGACAUUCUUGAAACCCCUCCCAGAGGGGGUCAGGCAAAAGGACCUCUCUCUCCAGACACUUUGGCCAAUAAACGGAAGAGUCCGUCAAAGCCUCCAUAUUCAUUUUCUUCACUUAUUUUCAUGGCCAUCGAGGAAGCACCUUCAAAAAAGUUGCCUGUAAAGGAUAUUUAUAACUGGAUUAUGGAUCAUUUUCCAUACUUUCGGGACGCCAGACUUGGUUGGAAAAACUCAGUGCGGCACAACCUUUCACUAAACAAGUGUUUUAAGAAGGUUGAUAAGGACAAAGGACAAGUGAGUCAGAUAUUUCAAUUAUUUCAAUCUGCGACAUUUCUAGUUGACAACCGGUGUGGGCAGAACCAAUUAAGGGCAGAUUUUUAGCAGGGGAGGGGGGAGUCAUAGAAGAUGGAAUCUUACUAAUAUUUGAUUUGAAUCAUUACAAAAUUUCAUUUAAUCCUGAACAAGAUCAGGUCACCAUUGGGUGUGGCAUUCUUCUCCUUACAAUGUGAUACCAUUUUUAACCCUUUAACUCCCAUAAGUGACCAAGACAGAAUUUCUCCUUACAAUACUGAUAAAAUAUCAACCCGAUAAGUGACGAGAAUAGAGAAAAAUAUCAAUUUGGGGAUAAUUAGUUGAUCCAAUACUAAAUUCUCUGGACUAACAUUAUAAGGAUUGUAUGGUUGACAGUGAGGAGAAUAACAAAUUUGAUCUGGGAGUUAAAGAAUUAAUUAGAUCCAAAUUUUCUAUCUGAUGUAACAGUUAUCAAAUUCUCACAAGUUGCUCUAACCCCUUGAGGGAUUAUCAAUUGAUCCAAUGCCAAAAUUCUCCACACUAACAUUAUAAGAAUUUUAAGGUAGACAGUGAGGAGAAUUACUAAUGAAAUCUUGGGAGUGGAAGGGUUAAAGAAUAUCAGUAAUGACCCCCCCACUGUGAAGUCAUGUCAUGAAGUCAUCUCAGACUGUCGAAACAGUCUGGGCUGUAGUUUCAUCCCACUUAAAUUCAUGCUUUAUAUUUUAACAUAUUUCAAUAUGAAUAUGUUAGAAUUUUUUGAUAUUAUCGUAAAAAUCAGUUUUCGAUUUAUUUUCUAGGAUUCAUUUGUAAUUUUCAAGUAUUGUAUAGUUUUUUUAAAAUAAUUGCGUAAUUCAGCCUUUGGCUUCAGUGCAGUUUUAAUAAACUAUUUAUCUAUCUUACCUAUAUAUCUAUCUAAGCUUCAGGCUGUUCUGACUGACUAGAGUAGUUUUAUCCACAGAAUGUUGGCAAAGGUUCACUGUGGACUGUUGAUCCUGAGUAUCGGCCAAACCUUCUUCAAGCUUUGAGGAAAACACCUGCUUUUCACCCGUAUCAUCAUCUUCUCACUACGCCUCCCCCUUCACCACAGAAUGGGUCAGGAAGGUAAAAUUGUUGGUUGAUUUGUUAGGCAUUUAAGGCAAGCUGUUUACAUACUGACUGAGUGGGAGUGCUGGAUGGGUAAUACUUAGUUUUAGGUCAUAUCUAGAGUCCAGUAUUUUCCAGUCCUGCCCAACCUAACUAUAAGUAUUCAUCAUGUGAUCACAGCUCUCUCUCGUUUUUCUUCCUUUCUAUUUUCAGCUUGCAACUAGGUUUGGGCAUGGUGCUUUUUCAGGCCCAGUUCUCACCAUCCCAUUUGGCCCUUGUACAGAGAGUUUUUUUCUUAUUUUCUCAGCUGGGCUGCUCAGGUCAUAUGAUAAUUGACUUGUAUGUGAGGAUGGUUACUACUGAAGGGAACAAAUCAAAAAACCCUUGAGUAGGAAUUUGAACCAGCAUGAAAAAACUCAACCCAAAUUUGAUGUGGGUUCCAGCAUUCAAACCAGUUGUAUGUUGUGGGUGCAGCACUCUUUAUCCACUUCCCAGUUCGUGCUCCCAUUAAUUUUAAACAACCACGAAUGUGUGAUAUUAUAAGAUGUCAAUGAUAGGUGUUGUGAUAUCAGGUCCUUUGUCUCUCUUGCAUGUAAUUAAAACUUUUCCUCAAGUUCCUGUAGUUAAGACUUGAAUGUAGCUUUGUUUGUCUUGAUGUAAAUUGCUAUUCAAAGAAUUGUUUGUUCUGAAUCUUUUUUUUUGUUUGUUUGAUUUUUUCCUUUACAACAGUUCACUUGGAAAAAAUAGUGGUAAGUAAGCAACUUCUACAUUUCUUUUUAGUUUAAAAUCUAAAAAAUAAACAGAAAAAGGCCAACUGGAAUGGUUAUCUGUCCAAUGCCAAAAAACAAAAGGAGAGGUGAUGUUACUACAUAUCUCCAAAGAAGUUGUAAGAGUCACCCUAACAUUUACUGUAAUCAAAGCCUUAGAAACAAUGAUUUUACGCUUGCAGGUAAAAUUGAAGUUGACCCAGAUGCUGAAGCAGAAGCAGUGGCAACAAUUUGCAUGAUAAGCACACCUCCUGAAAUACGUGUCGCAGAGAGUAAGUACAUCUUCUCCUUAUCAGUGCCAUAGGAAAUGCAGAGAGAACAGUAUAGAGAAUGUAGAUAUUGAUGUUAGGGUGUAAGGGGUUGAAAAUUAUGAAAUAGUGAAAUGAUAGUGUAUGGGUGAAGUCCCAGAGGCUAAGUAACCUGUGUCUGCAGGAGCCUAUCUGCAGCUUUUCAGCAUAAAAUGACUGGGAUGAGAUACUCGUUUGUUACAGGGAAUCAAACAACAUUUGGUCAGGGUUUCUCGGCAGUUCACUGGUACCCAUUUGUAACACAAAGGUCUUCUCAGGGCUAUAAAACACAAACAACUUGAUCUAGAGUCCUGGGACAGGUUGUUUGAAAAGGGAUCAACAUUAAUCUAGGAUUAAAAUUUAUCUUAAGCUUUCAUUCCUUAUGUAGAAAAGCAGGUUUAAGAGCUAAGGCUUUGUUAGGCCUUGUCUCAUUAAGACUCAAAACUAACAGGAAAAAAAAGACAAAAGAAAAAUCCCUUUGCAGAGUCAAAAACAAACUUAAAAAUGUACACUAAUCCCAGGUUAGAUUAACCAUGUUUUGUAAAAACUGGCCCUGGGGUUAAACUGCAUUUCUUCUUCCACAGUGUGUUGGGUGUUCAGAAAAAGAUUAGGGUGAGGUUUAAUGCUCCUUCCAAAAUACUGAAAAGUAUGCCCUGAGUUGCCUCCUGAAACCAUUGUCAGUUUGACUCGUGGAUAUGAUAAGCAUAACAACAUGUAAUGUGAGGAUUCCAUUUGCAAAUUAUUUGGCAUCCUUAGGAGUCUGGAGGAGGGCAGGCAUCUUGAUUAAGAUGACAAAUCCAUUAUUAUGUUUAGGGGAAGGAAAAAGACUUUUGUGGGGAUGAUGGCUCAAUUCUGUUUCUUGGAAUCACAGGAUCAUUUGAGUUAUGAGUUAUCAAUCAGUUACUCUCUUUUAUAAUCAUGUGUGGCACAGGAUAUCCAUAAAUUCACUAUAAUGUCACUUUGAUUCCAUUUUGCCAAUUUUUUUUUCUUUUUUUGUUAACCAUGUAGUCAUUAGUUAGUUAGGAAAGGAACAAGGAAAAAACAAAAAAUGCCACACCUGAUGACUAUGUGUUAACCCUUUAUACCCUAACAUCAACAUGCAUAUUCUCCAUACUGUUCUCUUGACAUUUCCUAAGGUGCUGACAAGGAGAAUUUGUUUAUCAAUCAAGAGAAUAUUAAGUUGGUGUCAUUCCCUUUGUUCUCAUGACGGUACUGUGUGAUGCAGAGGUUAUACUGUUGGGAGAAAAUAGAUGCUAGUGACUCUCAGGUGUAAAAGGGCUAAGGUAUUUACAAAGUGUGUUUCCUUAUUUCCCAGUGGUACGAUGCCAAUCAUGUCCCCCUUCAGAGACGGACAGAGAGGAGUUGCUUGUUAAACAAGCCAAAGAAUUCCUCUUCAGACACAGAGGUUCAUUUUCUGGGUCGGUUUCUAUGGCAAAGGAUAGGACCUCAUCCUUGCUCAUAGAUACCCACAGAAGGUGAGGAUGUCAGGUUUUUAAAAAUCCAUAUGUACAGAAUUUCUGCAAGUGAACAGUAUUCCAUGUAUAAGCCACUGAUAUUGUGUAUUUCGUUGUGAAACACAGGGAGAAUUUGUAGUUUCAUCAUAAGUCACAUACAGCUCAGUAUCUUGUGCACUCUUCUGACUGUUCAGCUGCAUACUUUUGUUUACUUAUGAAAAGGUAUCAUUCUUUUAACAAAACUUUUAAGAAGUUGAUGUAUUUUUUUCUUUUAAAGAAAUAGUGUCAAAGCUGGUCUGUCUGCAUCUCUCAGUAAGAUUGAUUCUGUGAAGCUGAGGAACGACAUUUCACCGGAUUCAUCCCUGGAUGGUGAGUUUGAAUUUGAUCACCAUGAUGAUUCGGAUGAUGAUGAUGACAGCGAAAUUGAGGAGACCAUGGAGAAGGUUGUCAAGGAUGAAUUGAAUGACAGGCUGAGUGACAGUGGUUACGGCCAAGGACUGGAAGAUGAGAUAGAAGGCAAGAGGGCGGCUAGCAAGGAUAGGCCUGCAUCACGGAAUAAACGGGGCCGCAGAGACAGCACUAUGGAAAAACUGAAUGAUAUUGCUGGUGCAGAUGCACUGCUGGAACUGGCCAACUCGGCUUUUGUGCCAUCACCUCGUGUCACGUCAGCCACACCCAGUCCUGUUCCAGAAGGUUCCCCUACAGCUGUCAGCUAGUACUUGUACAGUGAGAGAAUAUUACAAUCAAUUUACUGGUCAAAUUACUGGCAUUUUGGUUUUCUGCUUUGAUGAACUCUAUCAGAGAUAUAACCGUGUACACUUCAGCUGUACAUUCGCCAUAGACUGUAUGUUGCGGAACAACUCUGGACUGGUGAGAUUAAAACGAUUUCUCGUCAGUGCCACGAGUCAGUUGAGAGUUGUUAUGAAUUUUUAUUUGCCUGAGUAGCAAAUGGGGCAGCAUGGUUAAUAUACCAGAAAUAAUGCAAAUGGAAGGGUUUGCUUGAUUUGCUAGCAGUGCAGUACUUGGUCAAAACUUAGCAACUCAUUAAUGUGAAAGUUGUUCCUUCCAAAAGGUCUCUAAAUCAAAUUUUAUAAUUGCUUGGUAGUUUUCCAUUGAAUGGUUACAGGCAAGGGUUUCAUUGAGAGAACUUAAAGGUUAAAAUCAUCUUUUGCAGCAUGUUGAAUAGUGCAAAGGUAACUUUAAUAUUCAAAAAGGUCAAUCUAGAUUGUAACACAUUAGCAGAUGGAAGAAGUUUUGUGGACACAGUCUUUCAGGAUUUGUAGGAUGGAAACAUUGAUUUGGGGCUGAGUAAAAAAUUUUCAUCACAAUGAAAACUUGGAUACAAAAUUUGUCAAGGGUUUAUUAUUUGAUUUUUUAUAUUUUAUCUAAAAAUAACAUGCAUAUGGCAAUGAUAUUUGAAAUUAGGGGCUGUUGCAGCUGUAAGUUUACAUGGAAAAAAUUUGAUAUGUCCAUAAAAAAUGUUAUGUUGAAUUUAAUGGUUAUGGGAGUAGUUUUUAACCCUUUAACUCUUAGAUCAAAUUUGUAAUUCUCCUUACUGUCAACCAUGCAAUUCUUACAAUGCUAGUUCAGAGAAUUUAGUAUUUGAUCAACUAAUUAUCCCCAAAUUGAUAUUUUUCUUUAUUCUCAUCUCUUAUCUGGUUGAUACUGUAUUGAUAUUGUAAGGAGAAAAUCUGUCUUGGUCACUCAUGAGAGUUAAAGGGUUAAGGGAGAUUUUGCAACAGUCAUACUUUUUUUAUUGUAAGUUUUUGUUACUUAUUCUUGAUUAGAUUGAGGUGAACGACAAAACAUAUUCCAGCUGGGAGAAAAACUGAAAAAAAAAAAAGAAAAAUAUGUAGCAAGGGUUAAUUUUAUAAACAAAGUAUAUAAAGCGGUUUUGGAAAUAUCAAAGUCAAUACUUUUUUUUUUAGAAUUUAAAUUACCAAUUUUGUAAUUUUCGACUAUCAGGAAAACGAUGGGUCAUAUCCCUAAUAGAGAAUUACUUCGGUCAUGUAAAUAUUUCAGGGUGCCCUGUGGACAUAUUUAAUGAUGGAUAAAAUUAAGUGAUUCGUUAUGGAACAAUCUUUUAGAUUAUUAUUAUCUCCCUCUUUCUGUGCUAAUUUAAAGAUAGGGAAUGUCUGAAAUGAUAUUCAAGCAAAGAUGGCAAGGUGAGCUUGUCAUGAAUUCAAACAAUUUUUGAAUUAUGCUUUUACGAGAAGUACUAAAGACAGUUGUAUUCAUUGAAUGUUAUGCCAUCUCAGCCGGGUCAAAGUUCAGAGGAGAAGAAUCUUAGCAUCUUUUGUUGACUAAGGUCAUGUGUCCCUUUAAAGAAGGGGUUCGCAGAAUGUUACAAUUAUGGUUCAAGUACUUUGGCUUGGACCAAUCAUUUCUAUGUUUCAAGUCUGUCUUCUGCGUGGCUGGAAACACGACUAAUGAAACUUUGGUGAAUUUCUCUCUUUCCAGAUAUUUUAGGCCGAAGUUAGAUUGCAUUUCCUUUGAAUGACAAUCAUGGCAAGAGGUCAUUUCUCUGAAUACAAUUGUUUUAAAAUUUCAACGAAUACUUUUUUCGUUUUAAGCGCACAGAUGUAAAGUAAAGUUAUUUCAAAAAAUGUACCCGAUGUCAGACAACUUCGGAAAAUCUAGUUGCAGAUUCGAUCCAUUCGUCGUGCAGCCCAAUUCGCAAUCACAUCAUGAUCUUUCGAAGACUCCUCGGUAUCUUUCGCCAAUUUUUGGAAAUUUCCGAUCCGUAAAUUUCAUUAGUUACAAUUUGUACCGUCGUAGGACGAUUUAGUUCCUGACCGGUGGCCUUUUCGGUGCGUCGUGUCAUCCCAAGAUGCAGUGCGUCAUCUCAAGAAGCAGUUAAUAAUUUUCUCUUUUUGUUAGUAAACCUUCGACCGCUCAUAUUCGUAGUUCUUAGUUGAAGAAUUAUUUUUGGAGCUCUAUUUUGGUAAUUACGUCAAAAAAAAUAUAUCUUUAGAAUCAUUAGAUGUCGUUUUCGCAUACGUAUCGGUGAGUUUCGAGAACCACAUGUAGGAAUCAACAAUCAUUCGUAUUUUAUAUAAGAACAAAGUUUAUUACCAGGAAGGAAGAAUUUAAACCAAAGAGGUAUUCAAAUGGACGUAAAUUGGUAGAGUGGGUGAUCCUUUAGUCAAUAGGCAUCGAGAGAAAAAAAAUCAUUACCAAGUUGUAGUUACUGUUGAUUAGAUUAAUGUAAAUAAAGUUAAAAUUGCAG